UAGUGAUUGGACCGUGAGCUAAUAACACACACACACAUACAGGCUGAACAAGGCUCCGACAUUCUUCACUUCAAUGGAGGAACAGCCCAAAGAUCGGGCACAAGACAGACACUACUACCACCACCACGGAGAGGACCGGAGCUCCGCUCAGCGCACAGCUUGUCUGAAAAAUGAUCAGAGCCACUUCCAGUGCCAGCAUCAGGAAGCGCAGACGAAGAAAACAGGCAAUAAGAAAGUAAACAUCAGCGACGAGGAAGGAGAGAAGAGUCCACAUCCGUCUGAUGCUGUUGUUAUGUCCCAUCCUUUGAACAUUGGUGGCAACAGACACAUAAAUAAUGCAAAUGUGAAGCAAAAGGGGACGCAGAAGUUCUACACGUCCGGUCCAAAAGCGAGCARCAAACUGCUGGGUCAUAAGAAGAACAUGGACUUUAAAAAUGACAAGGACAAGGUUCUGGAUUUGAGUCAUCAUGAGAUCCAGCCCUUUGAUAAGAGAGACUCUGCUUUGCUUCAGAAUGGCCUUGUAAACUGUGGCCUCAUUAUAAAUGGCUAUUCUAGUAAGGACAAUGACGGCAGCGGCUCYGAAGGUGGAUACACUACCCCGAAGAGACGCAAGGCCCGCUGCAACAACACCAAGAACGCUGACAAUGUGACGAGAGAAAAAGAGAGAGACAUGCAGCCCCGCAACACUACGCACGAGCUGGGCGCYGUGGAUCUCGAGACUGAGAAAGCCAGGUCCACCCAUAAGGUGGAGGCGCAUUCGGCGGCGAAACGGACUGUCGUGUCUGAGACUUCAGCGGGCGAAUCCCAACGGAAAAACUCCGAUGGCAAAACAGCUGGAACGUUUGGUAAAAAAAGCGAAGAAMGGCACAAAGGCAAGGUUUCCUCACCUUCAAAAGAGGACUCGUGGACUUUGUUUAAGCCCCCACCUGUGUUUCCUGUGGACAACAGCAGCGCUAAAAUWGUUCCUAAGAUCAGUUAUGCAAGUAAAGUAAAAGAGAACCUCAAUAAAGUGGCUCAAAUCGGAGGAGAGGUGACUCCCCCUCCACCUGUGAGACUGUCACAAGUCCCGAUGUCUGCUAUGAAAACUAUCUCCUCAGCUAGCUUUACUAAUGGUCCCRUUUCUGGAAACGGCUGCCCGUCUUCGGGUACCUUCUUCGUUCCUGCUGCUAGUUGUGUUCAAUCAGCCCCAUCUAUCCCAGGCGGCGAGAAUGUAGCAUCUUUAGAAAGUAACUGUAGCUCUACAACAAGUCCUGUAGAUGGAGAGGCGAGCGAGCUGAAAAAGUGUACUCUCUUAGUCUACCCUUUAAAUAUGCAACCUGUGCUCCCCAGCGCUCGUCACCUCGACCCACCGGCUGCUCAGACAAAUCAGAAAGCCCUGGGAGACAUCUUCCAGAAUCAGUGGGGGCUCUCCUUCAUCAACGAGCCCMACUUGGGGCUAGAAGGAGGAAACGUGCCUGCUGACGACCAGACUUCUGUGACGUCUCGAAGCGAGAGUCAGACUGUUGGAGACAAGGUUGCCCAGGCCUUUUUUGACGUUAGCCCGUCGUUUGUAGAACCUGGCRCUUUGUCUCAAGAGCCAGAGAAAAGGACUUGUGGCGCCUGCCAAGCGUCGGGCGCCUGUUCUCCUGCUUGUGCGAUCGGCGAGGAGGCGUCCGAGCUGCAGGAGAAGAAAAAAGCGGAGGUCAAACGGGYGGGCUCCUCUGGGUCAGCUGCCAGUAAAGACAAUGGUGCUAAGCCUGCGCAGGGCCAGCAAACCACUGUGUUGUUUGGGUCUCCUAAAGAGCAGAUCCACACUAAAGACAGGAGGUGUAGCUGGGGCUCGUUUGAUGUUAAAGCUGCUGUCGCCUAUCACACUAAAGAAAUGGAAUUCAUUUUCAACUUGCAAAAACAAGAUCCAAAAAGAGUAGUGGUUUAUGAUGAGACCAAGGACGGACCUGAUCAGUGAGGUAGAUUUUGGUUUUUGUUUUUGUUUCUGGGUGCUGCAGUUUUCUACCUUGGAGAGAGAGAAAACAAAAAAAAUCCUGUUGGAUAAGGUGACAACUGUGAAAACUCUGACAUCUAAGCAUGAUUUCCCCCCUGGAACCUCGGGUAUAAUAAGACAAUUUAUUUUUGUUUGGUUUUGUUUGUUAUUUGGAGGGCAUCAGAAGAACGAACACUCUCUGGACGGACAUUAAACAAGGCUGAUCGGUGCCUCUCCACCACAAUGAAUGAACUUCUGCAACCUUCUAGCUGUGGUAGUCCUCGUCUCAUGGCUUUUAAGGGAUAACGUUCAGGAGUCCAACAACAAAAAAAGAAAAAAAAAAAAAAAAAGGCGUCUCGGACCGCAACUCUACAAGCCUUUUUGUCUCUGUUGAAGCGUGGUGGCCGUCAGUCCAGCUGCGGGGACGCCUCAGUCCCAUUCUUUCUUCAUGCAUUCAAAAGAGUUCACUGUAGAUAUGUUAAGUCAUACAUACUGUGUGUCAGCUUCAUGUUGGAUGAAAGCAGACUCUCUGGAGAGAAGAAGAGGGGAAAAAUGCCUUCAAGUUGUGGGUUUUGUUGAGUCGGCAGCGAGGCUCCAUCCUGAAAAAGAAGGUUGUCUUAAAUCCUUUUAGAGGAAACUACUCAGAGCCCAGAUGUGUUUGUUUUUAAUCUGUAAACCAACUGAACUAACAAGAAAACGAUUUGCUGAUUUGCUGUAUGACCCCGCCCCCACAGCUGAGGCACUGCAGUGCCGUAUUUGAAGGAAAGCUCCGCCCCCGUUUUAGGUUUUACCAGAAGCGCUAAAGGUUUUUUACCAUCGGGUCUCCGUUAAACUUUUCUGUUUUAAACCUCUAAUACAUUUCACGCAGAAGGUCGUUAUCACAGACUGUUCUUAAAUUCAGGUUCACACAGCUUCUGUAGAUGAAAUCUGAGUUGAAGAAAGGGAAAGAAGAAGUCGGGGGACAAACUGUUAAAGCAGAAACUUUGCCUCUGAUGAGAUGUUCUGUGUUUUGUGCUCCAUGUUCAGCUGCAACACUCAGGAUGUCCCCACAGGUUAUUGCAUUUCUGUUCAAGUAUUGCUUUUUUUUAAGAUUUAGCUUCAUGGCAUAGUGUUUUUAAUUUUGUUUACUGGUGUAAAUGAAUGAGUCAGAGUUCACUGUUCAUUAACACAACAUUGCAAUAUUAAUCUCGGGUCCCAGUGGAAGUGUGUAGAAAUGCAAUGAUGGGUCGUUCCACGUUUGACUGCGGGGGGGACCGGUUUGCAGACGAGUGUGCAAUAACACCAUAAACAUGUGUUACGAUGCUGAGCUGCGAAAUCAUGAACCAAGACGCUUGUUGUAGCCUGCAAGCUCAGUUUUUUUUGUUGUAUUUCUCAAACAUUUAAAAAAGUGCAUCUUCACUUUUGUUGCACAAUUUCCUAACUUUCCUUUGUGUUGGUGUGUGUGUUUGUGUGUGUGUGAGAGAAGAGCAUAGGGUCGAAUUAAGAGAUUCUAGUGAGCCCAAAUGAUUCAAACUGCCUACUGGUCGAUCCGCUGUGACAUCACUUUAAUUCUAAGCGUGGGUUGGUUCUGCUCCGGGUUUUACUCUGUAAUCUAGAUUUGGAUAACGUGUGGAUUACUGGCACUUUAUGUAAACAAAUUAACCUUUUAUCUUAAAUACUAAAAAACUCUAUAUGUACCAACUAGAAAUGCUCCUUGAAAGAAUGGCUCUGGGCUGUUACUGAAACAUAAAAAAUAAAAAAUAAAAAAAAACUAGUUGCUAAAUAAAGAAUUAAUAAAUGUAACUCAGGUAGUGUUGCUAAAGCCAUGAAGAAAUCAAAUAUUGUUUUUGCCAAACAAACCCCCGUCAUGUUUUCUUCCCUGAUUGGAAAUGCUAAAUUGGAGUUUUAACACCAAAUAGCUACUGUUGACAAAAUGUGUUGAUCUUUGGCGUAAAUUGUUUUCAUUUUAUUUUUAUAUUUUUGUUGUCCGCGUUGAGAAAGCACAAUAAGUUUUCUGUGGAUUUGCCAUCUUUGUCGGUUUCCUUUGCGUUCACAGAGAAGCACUACUUCUUAUUGUUGGACAACGUGCUUUUACUCUGAAAGGUUUGCUUCCUGCCACUGUGUCCCCAUGUGCAGAAAAGGGAAAGCUGUCGCAGACAUCUUUUUAUUUUGUGUUUGCUGUCCUUUUUUAAAAUAAAUUUGGGUUUGUUUUGCACACGGCUGAGGUGCAGAGGCUGCCGUCUCCGUUAGAACAGUUCUGAAUAUGAUUCAGGAGCAGUGGGUCGGGCAGCAUUAAUGUUUUGCUUGUGGAAGUUACUAAUCUGGUAUCGAUUUUAAUUCCAAACCCGCAGACAAAUCGACACAAUCGGGUUAAACAGUUGGAGCUGGAAGUAACAAAAAGCUUUCCAACUGGAAACAGGGUGAACAUAUUAAAACUGUAGUCUUACAAUCCAUUUAUUUAUUUAUUUUUUUGUCCCGCUCCCUUCCUCUCGCCCUAACAUUUAGUCUUUUUCAAGCACUUGUCUACAGCAGCGACGCUUCGCAGAUUAUGCAUUUAUUCACAUUUAGUUUGAGAGAUGUAGCCUGCAAACCAAAAAAAUUAAAUAAAAAAUUAAAAAAUAAAUAAAAAAUCAGGUUGUUGAAACCAAGUGGAUGAGUAAUCAGUGAUUGGAGGGGAGGAGGGGGUGAAAGGAGAAGUAAAUUAGUGCAGAUUUUAUACGUCUCCCCCCUUCCUCCACAUCAGGAUGUGCAAUCACCUCAAAGAUGCUGAUGCAGGCUUCCAGCUUGUGACUGACGUUGUUUGGUGUGUGUUUGUGUGUGUGUGGGUGUGUGGGUGUGUGGAGAGUUCUUCCUCUUAUAUGCAAGUUCCUCUUCUAUUUUCUACCCCCCCCCCCCCCCCCCCCCUCCCCUCCUUGUUUCAUGUUCAGGUGCCUGUGAGAGGUUAGCAGUGAGGGGAGGGGGAAAAAAUCUUACAGCAAUUUUGAUUGUUUUUAAAAACCUGCUUCCAGCGUGUAUCCGUGCCAUUUUUCUUUUCUCUUUUUUUGUAACGUGUUUUAGUUUUCUAACGGCUAAUCCAGAUUUACUUCCGUUGUUUGUUUUUGUUUUUUUUAGAUGAUUUAAUUAUUUUUUAGUUUUUACGGCUUGUCUUCAGAAUGGUGUGACCUAAAGCCAAAAUCACUUCAAACAGCUGUUGUUGCUGGUGUAUACUGGUACCAGUCUUUUAAUGAAAUUAACAUCUAUAGUAGCAAUGAAUUAAUCUGGACUCAUUUAACAUGUUUUAAAGAUUUUUUUUUAAGUUGUAUUCUUAAUUUAUCCAUAGUUGCACAAUUAAACUAAAAUUGUUUUUAGAUGUUUUAAUUUUUUAGUUGAAGCUGAUGUUAGACCCCCCUUGUUUUAGCACCAUCGUUAAUAUAUUUGGAAGGUAAUUUUCCUGCAGAUUUUAUACAGAGUUAUUAAUAAUGCGUUUGUUCAGAUAGUUGUGAUAAACAUAAAAACACUGCGUCUAGAGUUUCUAUUAAUAUAUUUGAAUUUGUUGAAGGCGACUGAGGUUUUCACACACAGGCCAAAGGUACCCUACUACUACUACACAGACGCAUGUUGAUGAUGUCAUAGCCAGCUUUCUGUUGACAUCCUGCUCAGUUCAGAUGAGUGUUUUGAAGGAGAGGACACUUCUGUAGCAGCUGAAUGUCACUCCGAGCGUUUUCUGCAGCACGAGCAGCAAAAAGGUGAAUAAACACCGAAAGUGCUGCUUCUUCAUCCUGUGAUGGGUGGGGGGGGGAAGUCGCUGGAUCUGGUGUUUUUGUGCUCGCCCUUAAAAGCUGUCCCUCUCUUACAAUGUUAAGUGUCUCAACAACUACUAAAACAAAUUUUGAGGCUUUUUGUUUUAAUCUGAAGCGUUUCAGAUUCUAAAUAAGGAGACAAAACAGGAUUUACCCAGUAGAGAUGAUGCAGGCACGUUGUGGCAAGUCUCUUUUUUUUUAGUUUUGUGUCAUCUCUAAGGUUUGAGCCCGUUCAUGCAAUUWAUUUAUUUCUCCCCUCCUCCCCCUCACUUUUUGUCUCCCCUCGUAUCACUUUGUCCAUCUUCYCUGCCUCCUAAACUCUGAGGCAUCAGCGUCUCCUAAACGUCUUACAGGUCGGCAUUUUCAGUGAGCAGUCUCAUUUAUUUAAUUUUUCAUGUUUUGAAUUUAACAAAAUUGUCACAUUACAUUGGUUUUAUUUCUGUUUUUUUUUUUGUUGUUUUUAAGCAUGAUAACCCUUCAAAUUCAGAACAAUGUAAUAGUCAAUAAAAAAAACAAAAACAAACCCAUGUGUUCACUGUUUUUAGUUUUAAUUAAAUGCUAUUCAUCAUCAAA
Messenger RNA from Austrofundulus limnaeus, 6291 nucleotides. It is a transcript of the gene nufip2, whose product is annotated as nuclear FMR1 interacting protein 2. The record is from RefSeq and is a predicted model, not a curated record. Bases 74 to 1945 code for a protein of 623 amino acids. Gene Ontology annotation, cellular component: nucleoplasm; cytoplasmic stress granule. NCBI's taxonomy places the organism in Eukaryota, Metazoa, Chordata, Actinopteri, Cyprinodontiformes, Rivulidae. Gene Ontology annotation, molecular function: RNA binding. The transcript has 4 exons.